AAGUCAAUCGUUGUGGAGAAGAAGAAACCAUUCUGGUUCUCGUGCGGCCCCUUCUUCUCCUUGGCUUUGUUGGUGAAGCCAGGAAGGAAGGAUAGAAUGGCGAGAUAAGUAGGUUGCUAGGGUUUGCGGGCAGGGGAGAUGGCCACCGAUUCGAGCGCGGGCAUGGCCAUGGCCUUGUACCAGGGCCACGCCUACGCCUCUUUCCUCUCCUUGCACCACCACCACCAGCAGCAGCAGAUGGAGAUGGAGAUGCUCUCCUUCCAAUCCAUCCAGCUAGGAGCGGGAGCAGGCCCCGAUUCCCAUUCCCCUGCCCCAACCUUCCUGCUACCACCUCCCAACGCCUCCGCCUCCGCCUCCGCCUCCAUGCUUCUUGCCCCAUCUUCCUCCUCCUCCGCCCUCCCCAAGUACAAGUUCGUCACAUGUUCACCCGCCGAUUGGACCGACCAUGACCUCGCUAUAUUCAACGAUGGCCUCCUCAGAUAUGCUCAUGAACCUAAUAUUAUCAAGUACAUCAAGAUUGCCGCAAUGCUGCCUACUAGGACUAUCAGGGAUGUUGCUUUAAGAUGCUGCUGGACUCCUGGCAAUGAAAGCAGGCGAGGAAAACCUGAUGAAGUCUACACAGGGAAAACAAUAAGGGGUUCGAAGGAGAAAAUGGUUUCAUCUACUUUGCCAGCUAAUUUUCAAAUCCCAAAUCCAAACAACAUGGUACCAUUCUCAAUAUCAAUGCAUCAUCAGGGUCAAAACAGCCUAAUUCAUAAGGAAGUUCCUGUUUUAGAUAGUGCAAGUCAGCAUCUUUUGGAGGAAACUAGCCUGUUACUAAGCCAGAUUGCUGAAAAUAUCGAAACUUUCAAGAUGAUGGAGAAUAUGGAACUCUUUCUGCGCACAAAUAAUAAUAUCAGAACAGUUCUUAAAAGAAUGAGUGAGACGCCUGGUAUCAUGGGUCAGAUGCCUCCCUUGCCAGUACCUGUAAAUGAAGGCAGCCUGAAUUCACUUCUUCAAAUGGACAGAAUGAUGGGUGCCUAUGGUAAACUCCCAUAUGAAGGAAGAGGCCCAGAAUUGAUGUAAGAUAAAUUGGAAACAGAAGAGCAUUUGCAUGAUUUGUACUAAUGGCAUGAAGACAACUACCUUUGUAGAAUCAGGGGAUACUAGAGCUAGACUGACCAAAGCGCCAAGGGAUAAGUAAUGCAUUUCGAGGAUUUUUCUUUUUUUUUAGAGAGAAUGUUUGAACUGUCAUGUGUCUGCCCUUAAUUCUUGGGGAAGAACAUGCCAUCAAUCAGGCGGGGAUGCGGUUUAUUGUUUUGUGGCUGUAUUGGGUGCUGCAAGAAAGUACUAAUACACUGCACUUUAUUCA
This is a messenger RNA of Oryza brachyantha (malo sina), 1351 nucleotides long. RefSeq lists its product as uncharacterized. The transcript has 8 exons. The record is from RefSeq and is a predicted model, not a curated record. Lineage: Eukaryota; Viridiplantae; Streptophyta; Magnoliopsida; Poales; Poaceae. The coding region runs from base 139 to 1065 and encodes 308 amino acids.